CCCACUUGCCCUGCAAGCGACACUCCCCCCGCCGGAGGCUCCGCCGAGAGGGCAAUGAAAGAGUCUGGGCGCGCGAUCAUGGCGGCUCCGCUCGCGCGGGACACUCUGCCUGAACGCUGGUCCUACGGGGUCUGCCGGGAUGGCCGCGUCUUUUUCAUCGACGAUGACACCCGUCGCACCACCUGGCUCCAUCCCCGCACGGGACAACCUGUCAACUCGGGACACAUGAUCCGUUCGGAUUUGCCUCGAGGAUGGGAAGAAGGCUUCACCAAGGAGGGCGCGAGCUACUUCCUAAACCACAACCAGAGGACGACAACUUUCCGGCACCCAGUGACGGGACAAAUAUCUCCUGAAAACAGUGACUUCAGCCUCCAGGAACAGCCAAACUCCCACAUGCUCAAGCCACAGCCCCAGCAGCGGCCGUCCAGCAUGGUCAGCGAGUCCUCCACGACCGUAACAUCCUCUACGGUGGACACAACCUCAGCGUCAAAGGGCUCAAAGUCCAGUGGAAAGGUGCAUAGCUUUGGCAAGCGGGACCAUGCUAUCAAGAGGAAUCCCAACAUCCCGGUGGUAGUGAGGGGGUGGCUCUACAAGCAGGACAGCUCUGGAAUGAGGCUGUGGAAGCGCAAGUGGUUUGUGUUGUCUGACUACUGCCUGUUUUACUACAAAGACAGCCGAGAGGAGGCCAUCCUGGGCAGCAUUCCCCUGCCCAGUUACGUCAUCGCACCAGUGGAGCCCGAAGACCACAUCAACCGCAAGUUCGCUUUCAAGGCGUGCCACACAGGGAUGCGCUCCUACAUUUACAACCGGAAUUCUGUGAUUGGCUCGCAGGCCGAGCAUGGCGGCAUGCGCACCUACUACUUCAGCGCCGACACGCAGGAGGACAUGAACGGCUGGAUCCGCGCCAUGAACCAGGCCGCCCUCAUGCAGACCCACAGCCUGAGGAGGGAAGCGGACAAGGUUGAGCGACUGGCGGCUCCACAGACCAGUCACAUCAACAGCCAGCAGAAGAGCCCCACCCAGACCAAGGGUUCGCACUGGGCGAAGCAAGGGGACGGCGAACCGGUGGGGUUCGAGAAGACCGCGGAGGUCCACGAGGAUCCUGGGGACAGGGCGCGCUACGACCCCAUCAAAAGGCCACCGGAGAGCCGUGGACAGGCCAGGUCUCAAUCCAGAGGGGGCGACGUGGACACGGCCUUUCCAGAUUCGGCUCCCCCCGCACAAAAGAACGGCCUUUCCUCCGAACAGAACGGCGAUGGGCUGUACAAGCGGGGCCUGCUCCAGCAGACAGAUGCUGGUAUACAGGUGCAGAGGAAGACUAACCUAGUGCAGGUGGAGAACUGGGUGAAGGUGCAGAAGGGAGAUGCCAAAAGCCUUCCUGCCCCUGAGCGCGUGCUGUCCCGGAGGACUCCUCCUCUGCACCCCAAGGCUGGCAGCACAGACACCUAUCAGUUGCUGCCGAAGUCCUCCAGACGCUCACCUGGCGGGACUCCCCCUUCGGCACCCCGCGACCUGCCCAGCGACUAUAAAUAUGCAGCGGACCGCGUGAGCCACCUACGUAUGUCAGCUGAUGAGCGAGUUGCCACCAAGGAGGGCACCGUGUGGCAGCUGUACGAGUGGCAGCAGCGGCAACAGUUCCGGCACGGCAGCCCCACAGCACCAUUGUACACCGACGGCGGGACUUUUCGGGUCACCCUGGAGGUGCCGCGCUCCGUCUCUGUUCCGCCCUCCCCGUGUGACAUCCCCCCUCCGGGGCCUCCUUCCAGGGGCCUUUCCCCGCGCAGACCUCACACACCUGCGGAGCGAGUGACCGUGCGGCCGCCGGACGAGAGGCCGGCCGUGGACGUAGCCCCCCCGAGUUCCCCUCGAGUGGCCCGUGCCCAACUUUCCAAGACUUCUCAGAUAGAGAGGCGGUCGAUGCCACCCAUGGGGUACAUAACGCACACGGUCAGUGCCCCCAGUCUGCACGGCAAAACGGUUACUGGGCGAGAACCUUUAAAAGACAGAACUCCGAGACCAGUAAAGAUAGCUGAAAGUGAUGUGGAUGUGAAGCUGAGCAGACUCUGUGAACAGGACAAGGUCCUCCAACAUCUUGAGAGUAGGAUUCGUACGCUGAAGGAGGACAAGGACAAGUUGGAGUCAGUGCUGGAUGUGUCUCACCAGCAGAUGGAAAAGUAUUGUGACCAGCCGGCCCAUGCCGAGAAGAUCGCCUACCAGCAGAGGCUACUGCAGGAGGAUGUGGUGCAUAUCCGGGCCGAAAUCUCCCAGCUGUCCACGGAAAUGGAAAAUGCCUGGAGGGAGUAUGGCCACCUGGAAACCGACCUGGAGCAGCUGAGAGAAGCUCUGCAGAAUCAAAUGAGCCGCAGCUCUCUCUCUCAGCAGGAAAAGACUCAGAUGAGGAAGGAGCUCUGGAGGAUCGAGGAUGUGAUGGCAGGGCUCAGCUCCAGCAAAGCGAACUACCAAGUCACUAUAGACUCUGUGCAGAACCCCGAGAGAAAACUUGUGCCUUCAGUGUCUCCGUCUUUGGUGCCUUCACUGCCCACGGGCACGUCUGCUGCGGAUGUCAGAUCUCCCCAGCAUAGCCUUGCCCCUGAGGGCCGCUCUUCCCGGCAGCCUUUGCAGCAGCCGGGCUGGGCUCCUCAGGCCCAUUCGCUCCAGAAGUUUGUGCCAAAGUGGGCUGAGGAGGAUGCUCCUCCUCGACCACCCCUGCCCCAGCUGUACAGUCCUGAGGACCAGCCUCCUGCCGUGCCUCCGCUGCCCAAGGAGACGUCAGUCAUCCGACACACAUCCGUGCGUGGCCUCAAGCGACAGUCAGACGAGCGCAAACGAGACCGGGAGAUCGGACAUUACGUCAAUGGCGACUACAAGGUGGAGAUCCGGUCGUACCUGAGCGAGCCGGAGCUGCUGGGGGUGGGAAGUCUGGAUUUGGCAAAUGGGGGGAUGCUGGGGUCCAACGGCGGCGGAUAUCAGACCCUACCAAGCAAAGGAUUAGCUGGCUCAACAUCCAGACUUAACCAGUCAACGAACAUUUCAUCCUACGUCACUCUGAGACGAGGAGCCACGGCAUCUGGCCUAAAGGAGAGACCAAAGAGCGCCUUGGAGAGGCUCUACUCGGAGCCGCAGCGCGGGGGCCGCAUGAGCGCCGAUGAGCAGCUAGAGCGCAUGAAGCGACACCAGAAGGCGUUGGUCCGCGAGCGCAAGCGCACCCUGAGCCAGGGAGAUCGCCAGGGUGCCUCAUCCCGUGCCAGCUCCUCCUGCUCACGACCGCUCUCCGCUGACCUGGGCUCUUGGAGGCGGGAGCAGGAGUUUGACCUCCGGCUGUUGGAGCGGGCAGUUCAAGGCGAGGAGCGACCCGCCGAGCACCGGGAGCAGCCCCGGUCACAGUCAGACGAGUGGCUGACCGCUCUCGCCAAACCCGAGCGGGAACUGGACCUGGAACCACUCGAUUACGAUUUGGAUCUGAGCCGCGAGCUGUCCAAGCCCCAAAAGGUGUGCAUCCCCGAACGUUAUGUUGACAUGGAGCCCGAGGAGCCACUUAGCCAGCAGGAGAUGGAGGCCCGGUACCGCAAAGUGGAGCGCAUCAAGAGCAUCCUAGCAAAGUCCAGCGUUCAGAGCGUGCAGCCGUCUGCAGGGCUGGCGAGCCCGGACUUUGCGGACCUGGACCACGCGCUGCAGGAGAAAGAGCGUAUCAUCACCAUGUCGUACGCUCUGGCGUCUGAGGCCUCUCAGAAGAGCAAGCAGGUUGCAGACAGGCAGAACGAGGAGAGUAUUUACCUGUCAACAAUGUAUUAAGCCAAAGCUGCGUCAGAACUUUGAGGUGCUACAACACGAGGGCGAGUCACGGUGGCCUGGAUUCUUCAACGCGGAAGAGCUUAGAAGAACUGACUGGCUUAAGCAUUUGACACCAGUAAUAUGAAUAUGGAUCCUUUAUUGCUUAACAUUCAGUGCUGACUAGGAGACUGGUUUUGUAAUGCUUUUUUAAUAGAGCUAAAAUAUUUUGUAAAUUAAAAUGUAUGGCGUGGAGGCUGCAGUGAAUGUAUUACGUCUGUUAAUGUUGUACUAGAGAACAUUUUAUACGUGCACUUUUAUUACUUGUAUCCUAGAAAAGAUUUGGAAUGCAAGACAUUUUUAUUAAGUAUGAGAAGGGUUUGACUGAAAUACAGAUUAAGCCGAAGGUGUUAUGCCACUGAACACAGGCAGGAGGAAAAUAAGCAUUUGAAUAAUUGCUUCAGAAAGAUGGCUGGCUGUAUACUAUACACCAAGUCACAAAAAUAUUAUUUUUGUUUGACCCAAGACUGCCAUUCGAAGUUUCAUUCUAGCUUGCCAAAUGAGUUUUAUUUUUGCUAACAAAAUUGGGGGGGCGGGGAAAGCGAUGGCAAUAUUUUUUGAAAAUAGUUUGUGGGGAAGAAGUGUAACACUAUGAAGAACACAUUGUAGAAUUAAAGUGUAAAAAAAUAUUUUUGCCACGUUAAAUAUUUUAUUUUACUACAUCGUAACUUUACAUACGAUAUUAAAAUAUUUUUUUGCCUUAAAAUGGAAUCGGUGGAAGUCCUUCCAUGAAGAAGCUCUAUGUUCAUAAAGUUUCAUAUCACUGAAUUUGCAUGUAUACAGCUAAAUAAAGACAAAUGCUUGGACAA
Messenger RNA from Scleropages formosus (Asian bonytongue), 4637 nucleotides. It is a transcript of the gene plekha7a, whose product is annotated as pleckstrin homology domain containing, family A member 7a. The record is from RefSeq and is a predicted model, not a curated record. The transcript has 27 exons. Gene Ontology annotation, molecular function: protein binding. The coding region runs from base 55 to 3792 and encodes 1245 amino acids. Lineage: Eukaryota; Metazoa; Chordata; Actinopteri; Osteoglossiformes; Osteoglossidae.